AUGGUUGAAGGAACUGGACAGCCGACAUAUAGUGAUCCGGAUGCCACAUUUCGAUGGCUUAGCAAUUAUUUCGACGAUGAAAGGUAUUCUCUUGUCAGCCAAAUCUGGUCGGGGCACACAAAUUACUUGAUUGCAAAUUCAACCAGACUCAAAGUGGUGAAUCGAGAUUAUUGUAUGAUUCGGCCUGUUGGAAGAAAGGUAUGGCAUACUCCAAUUCAAAGUGUUAGGAAUGGCUGCACUCUGGAUAUCUUCUACUCUGAUGCAGUAAUAGUGGAUCAAAAUGCUUUCACUGUUCACGACGAUAUAUACAACUCGGAUCAAAGCACUUUUGAUCAGUUUCAAGGCUUUUCUCGAAGUCAUAUUCAGAGACUCAUGAACCAAAAAUACAACAUCCUAUAUUCCUCCGAGCGGCAAUCUUCAAGAAUGGAUUGGAUUCCAACAGCAAGACAGUAUAAUGUUGAGGUGAAGCCUGACAAGUGGGAGAUUCGGGUUGCUUUCUUCUUUGGUGAGAAUUUUGAUGCAUCACAGAUUUGUGCCGACACAAGGAGACGGAGAAGAAAUAUGGUAAAUCGUGAGGAGAAAGAGGUCCCAAUUCAAAGGAUACUGGGAGAAAAGUACUUGAAGUUAUUUCAAGCACGCUGGUCUACUGAAUUACUAGAAAAUACUAAGACGAAGGUGGACAUAUUGGGUAAUCCGAAUUACUCAUCAAAGCCUGCAUUUCUUGACCACCCUGAGGCUUUGCGAGGAAGGAAGCGGAAAAGUAAAUUACGACAGUCGCUGAGCCAGAUUCCAGACAGAAGUCCAAGUCAACUUUCAUCCAGUUUUCCCGAAGGCUCUCAAUUAUUAUCUUCGAAAGUUGACUUCCUGGAUUUGCCUGCUAAUCCGAUUUCCUUUGGCCGAGGUAGGCUAAAGAGACGGGAGCGUCGAAAGAAUGGUAACACUUGCGGAAAACUCGAGGAUAAAAGAAGAGUUAACGAACCAAGAAUACUCACAAUUGGCGAAACUUCAAAUGACAGUCUUGACUCGAACUCCACCAAGUACCAGUAUCCAGAUGGUGCUAAAGCAUCUGGGCUUCGAAUCACGAUCAGAAACUUGUCAACUACAUCUGAAGACGUCAAGAAAGUCUCAUAUCGAGUUUUUUCAUAUUGUCAACUUUGUGAUCAGCACUUAAAGAAUGAUUAUCAAUCAGGAAACAAUGCAAGUUACAGUCCUGCCUCUCUAGAUCCAAACAUAACUGUCGGAGGUCAAGAUUUCUCUUUGUACGACAAGGCAACAGAGAUUGUCCUGAGUCGUCCAAAUUUAUUAAAGCAGUGUAGCAACCAUGAUGUUUACAUCUGCGAGUUACGGGAUGAAAGUAGUAUCUUGGAUGAAAAUCAGAAUCAAAAGUCCUUGCACAAAAGAAUUGGUGUAAUCGAAGCCGAAAUUUUCAAAAUUUUGCCUACCGAUCUUAGGUUGAGGGAAAACUUCAGUCAAUGUAAGGAUGACGACAGUGGUUCUGUUCACCUUCCUGAUCAAUAUUGGCCGAAGUUCUCGAUGCUUAUUGAGAAAUCUUGGAACGUUGGCGGAUAUCGAAAUUUACCUCAUUCCUCGAGCUAUUACUCAACUCAUAAUUCCAAGUUGGUCAUUCCUCACUAUAGGACUAAACAUGGCUAUUUAGAUCCUGAUAAUUUCUCUUCGGACUUGUAUCUAAAUAGAUUCAAUCCUAUAGAUUCCUGUAAUUUACCUUCAGAUUUGAUGGAAAAGUGUUGGAGAAGCGGUUGGACUUUUAACUCAUGGGGCUCAAUCAUGAUUCAAUGUGAUUGCCCCGAGUCGCAAGAUUACCAACACGAUGUGAAGUUUCAUGAGAUGGUGGUCGUUGAUUAUGUCAAUAAACACUGGAUCAAGGGGCCAUCUGACGGCUGCGUGUGUAACCCCAGGCACGAAGAUCUGGCAAAAAAGAGAUAUGAGGUUGGUUAUACGGGCGUAGCGUGGUGGCUUUGA
Molecule: messenger RNA, 1980 nt
Organism: Botrytis byssoidea
Lineage: Eukaryota; Fungi; Ascomycota; Leotiomycetes; Helotiales; Sclerotiniaceae
Exons: 3
Coding region: 1-1980 (659 amino acids)
Source: RefSeq, a predicted model, not a curated record